Molecule: messenger RNA, 648 nt
Organism: Fukomys damarensis (Damara mole-rat)
Lineage: Eukaryota; Metazoa; Chordata; Mammalia; Rodentia; Bathyergidae
Gene: Tmem244
Product: transmembrane protein 244
Exons: 6
Coding region: 1-648 (215 amino acids)
Source: RefSeq, a predicted model, not a curated record
AUGUCACUUCUGUUUCCUUCACAGGUUGUUCUACCGAACCCUGUCCUCUGUGUCUUCCUGUUCUACACAGUGCACUACAUGUCUCUGGGCUUGUGUAGCCUGACAAGUAAGGUGUAUGAGUCGGAAGUCCUGGCUCCAUUUGAUUUCAAAACAAACCCCUCAUGGCUAGACAUGAAUUAUAAAGUUCUUCUAUUCUCAACAGAAGUCACCUACCUUUUUUGUGGGUUGCUUUUUGCUCUGGUCAUAGAAGAAUGGGUUUGGGAUUACGCUAUUUCAGUAAUGAUUUUUCAUGUUGUCAUCACUUCUUCCGUGAUGUUGGAGUUCCCCUCGACAUCACAUCGGUGGGCUGCCUUAGUUUUGCAAGUGUGGAAACUGACAUGUACCGAACGGGAUAAUUUAGUAGAGUUCCUGCAGCCACUAAGGUGGGUUCCCUUCCCAGCUUUUCCUUCUGCUGUGGAUUGCCGCACGCAGCUACUCCUAUGUACAAAUCCUGAAGCUAUGACUGCGAAGACGUGGUGGUUGCAGUCUUGGAGUCCUGGAGGAUUUCAGUUAGAAGACACAAGGAUCUGGCUUAAUUUCAAUAUGUGGCGACCAGACUUCAGCAUACUGCUUGUUCAAGGACAACUUUAUCUACCCAGAUCUGGAUGA